This is a messenger RNA of Cucurbita moschata (crookneck pumpkin), 1605 nucleotides long. Its product is annotated as apyrase 2-like. The coding region runs from base 59 to 1462 and encodes 467 amino acids. Gene Ontology annotation, molecular function: nucleoside diphosphate phosphatase activity. NCBI's taxonomy places the organism in Eukaryota, Viridiplantae, Streptophyta, Magnoliopsida, Cucurbitales, Cucurbitaceae. Gene Ontology annotation, cellular component: membrane. The transcript is spliced from 9 exons. The record is from RefSeq and is a predicted model, not a curated record. Gene Ontology annotation, biological process: nucleoside diphosphate catabolic process.
CUAACAAUCUCGCAGCCUUAUCUUCUUCUCCGGCGACUGAGCUCGAACAACGACGAACAUGGCCACCACCGGAGACGCACGGCGGAAUGAGUUUUCCAUCUCCACGCUGCUGCUUCUCUCACUCUCCAUCGUCGUCGUCGUCGUCUUCCUCCUCCCUGUUUCCUCCGCCGGCGAAACCUCCUCCUUCUUUAACCACCGCAAGAUGUCCGCCGUUGGAACUUCUUCCAACUCUACCUACGCCGUCAUCUUCGACGCCGGAAGCUCCGGCAGCCGCGUCCAUGUCUUCCACUUCGACCGGAACCUGGAUCUUCUCUUCAUCGGUUCAGACAUUGAGGUUUUCUCACAGAUAAAGCCAGGGCUGAGUUCGUACGCUGAUGAUCCUCAGAAAGCCGCGGAUUCUCUAAUUCCUUUACUGGAGAAAGCAGAAAUCGCAGUUCCUGAGAAACUUCAAUCCGUGACGCCGAUUCGCCUCGGAGCGACGGCAGGGCUUCGGUUCUUGGAAGGCGACAGAUCUGAGAGGAUUUUGGAAGCGGUCAGGAAUCUUCUGAAAACGAAGAGCGGAUUCAUGUACGGAGCGGAUUCGGUUUCGAUUUUGGACGGAAAUCAAGAAGGUUCUUAUCAAUGGUUGACAGUAAACUAUUUGCUGGAGAAUUUGGGGAAGAGAUACUCUAAUACGGUGGGAGUAAUUGACCUUGGAGGUGGCUCUGUUCAAAUGGCGUAUGCAAUCUCUGAUGAAGAUGCAGCCAAGGCGCCCAUUUCUUCUGAUGGCUACUCCAAAUUUGUUCAGAAAUUUUACCUCAAGGGCGCUAAUUAUUACCUCUACGUUCACAGUUAUUUGCGUUACGGUUUACAAGCUGCCCGAGUUGAGAUCUUGAAGGUGACCGAAGAGCUUGGCAACCCCUGCAUUUUAGCUGGCUAUCAAGGUACAUACGCAUACGGUGGAAAGGAGUACAAAGCAUCGUCACCUCGAUCGGGGUCGAGCUUUGCCCGUUGCCGGAGUGUAAUUCUGGAGGCACUGAAUAUCAACAAAUCAUGUGGGUAUAACGAUUGCAGCUUUGAUGGUGUAUGGAGUGGCGGCGGAGGAGCCGGCGUGAAGAACCUCUAUGUUGCUUCCUUUUUCUUUGACAAAGCAGCUCAGGCGGGUUUUAUAGAUUCCGACAAGCCAGACGCCAUGGUGAAGCCCAUUGAUUUCAAGAGAGCUGCGAGGAUUGCUUGUCAAACCAAGUUUGUUGAUGCAAAGGCCAAAUACCCUAAUGUUUACUCGAGCGACUUGCAAUUUGUGUGCAUGGAUCUCGUGUACGAGUACACGCUUCUUGUUGAUGGCUUCGGCAUUGAUUCUCGGAAGAGUAUCACAUUGGUGAAGCAGGUAGCAUAUCAUGGUUCUCUUGCAGAGGCGGCAUGGCCAUUGGGCAAUGCUGUAGCCAUCGCCUCAUCCCCAAAGUACUCAACUGCAACUUAUUGAUCAAGCUAAAUGGGAACUUUGUGUUCUAUUAUGUUUCCUAAAAGUGGUCGUUGUAGGGUCGAGUUCGAAUAAAGUUACGACUUAAUGGAGCUAGAAAGUUGUCAAACUUUGAGGAUGGUUUAAAUCGUCAGUACUUUUUAACA